Messenger RNA from Sesamum indicum (sesame), 2203 nucleotides. Its product is annotated as putative pectate lyase 8. Gene Ontology annotation, molecular function: pectate lyase activity. The record is from RefSeq and is a predicted model, not a curated record. NCBI's taxonomy places the organism in Eukaryota, Viridiplantae, Streptophyta, Magnoliopsida, Lamiales, Pedaliaceae.
CUUUCCUUUUCCCUCUCUCCAUAAUUUUUGCUCUUCUCUGUCUAAAGGAUUUCUGUUGCUUUUCUCUUUCAAAUACUUCAGUUCCAUUUUUGCAGGUUUGUGUGUGUGUGUAUAUAUAGAGAGAGAGAGGGGAGGAGAGAGAGAGAGAGAGAGCUGUGGUGGUAUUGUAAUGGCAAUGUGGGAGUGGAAGAAAUCAUUGUCUCUGUUUUCGGUGCUGCUGUUCGUGCUUCUCGUUGGAGCUCUUGCUAGAGUUCAAAAAGAUGAAGCUACGCUGAAUUUGAGUGCUGCGGAGAAGGAGUUGCAGAGCUCUUCAACCUCAACAAUGGCGGAAAAGUUGGAAGGUUUGAAUGAACAUGCAGUGGAUGACCCAGAAGAGGUUGCAAGAAUGGUUGAAAUGGCCACCAGAAACAGCACUGAGAGGCGAAAACUUGGGUUUUUCUCAUGUGGAACUGGUAACCCUAUUGAUGACUGUUGGCGAUGCGACCCCAAUUGGCAGAGGAACCGGAAGCGGCUUGCUGACUGCGGUAUUGGUUUUGGGCGCAAUGCCAUUGGUGGCCGUGAUGGCCGAUAUUAUGUUGUCACUGAUCCAGGUGAUGACGAUGCCGUUAACCCCAAGCCUGGCACCUUGCGCCAUGCUGUUAUCCAGGAUGAGCCUCUCUGGAUCGUGUUCAAACGGGACAUGGUCAUAACAUUGAAGCAAGAACUGAUCAUGAACAGCUUUAAGACAAUAGAUGGUCGUGGAGUCAAUGUCCACAUUGCUAAUGGAGCAUGCAUCACAAUCCAAUUCAUCACCAAUGUCAUCAUCCAUGGCCUCCACAUCCACGAUUGCAAACCAACUGGGAAUGCUAUGGUGAGAAGCUCACCUUCUCAUUAUGGUUGGAGGACUAUGGCUGAUGGUGAUGGCAUUUCUAUCUUCGGGUCUAGCCACAUUUGGGUGGAUCAUAAUUCACUCUCAAACUGUGCUGACGGGCUUGUAGAUGCUGUCAUGGGAUCCACUGCCAUUACCAUUUCCAACAAUUAUUUCACCCACCACAAUGAGGUUAUGCUAUUGGGUCAUAGUGAUUCUUAUGUGAGAGACAAGCAAAUGCAAGUGACUAUUGCAUACAAUCAUUUUGGGGAGGGCCUCAUCCAGAGAAUGCCAAGGUGCAGACACGGAUACUACCAUGUGGUGAACAACGACUACACUCACUGGGAAAUGUAUGCCAUAGGUGGAAGUGCAGACCCCACCAUCAACAGCCAAGGCAACAGAUACCUUGCACCAGUCAAUCCCUUUGCAAAAGAGGUGACGAAGAGAGUGGAUACAGCUGAAGGUCAAUGGAAGAGUUGGAACUGGAGAUCGGAAGGUGACCUAAUGCUCAAUGGGGCUUAUUUCACCCCAUCUGGAGCUGGAGCUUCAGCCAGCUAUGCCAGAGCAUCAAGCCUUGGAGCCAAGUCUUCCUCCAUGGUUGGAACCAUUACUGCUGGUGCUGGUGCCCUCGGUUGUCGUCGGGGCCGCCAGUGCUAACAUCCUCAGCCUAUUACAUAAAAUAUCAAAAACAAGUCUUCUUUUUUCCCUUUUCCUUCAUCUUCCUACUCUUUCUCCUGUUAAAUUCCUAUUUGCUACUCCAAGUGCUACUUAUACCCAUAUCACACAUCGAUUAUUUGCCUGUUUCGUCCCUUCACAUUGGCAAGUGUACAUUUUUUACACAUGUCCAAAACCCCACCAUGCCCUCCUCUCAUCCCAUUAUUGUGCAACCUCGGCCUGCUUCGGUUGAAAGGAAAAAAUGGUGUUCUGGAAACAGGUGCGGAAGCGUUGUCCAAAUCUUAUACUUGUGGCAGUGCCAAUAUUUCUCUGCCUAUUGUCCACUUCCUAACCACAUAUCUGCUGUUCAGUCCUCCACAAGAAUUGUGUUGGUCUUUGUUCUUUACAUGAACUAAAACAAUAUUGUAUUUUCUUUCUUCGUUCUUCUAUUUAGCUUUCCGGAGUCAUACAAGCUAUAGUGUGAAUGUCAAAAACUUAAGUUAUGGACAAAAAAGAAAAAGCAAGAGAGAGAGAAAGAGAGAGAUCUUUCUUAUGUAAUACAAGAUGCAUAGUAGCAAGUUUCAUUGCCUUUAUAUUUUAUUACUUUUUUUCGCUUUGUCUUUGUCAAUGAAAGCAAUCUUUCUUGUUUUGUUUGCAUGAUGGAUUACGUAUAUAAUUAACAUCAAUAUAUAUUACCAGACA